AUGGCCUGCAUCAUCGCCCUUGUCGUUCUGGACCGAGUCGUCACUUCUCGAAAUGGCCUACCACUCACCAUCUCUACCAGCUCAUACUCGUGGACCUACGGCCCAACUGCGAUCCUCAUCGUUAUUCUCAGUCUCUGGAGGCGUGUCGAUUACCACUUCAAAGCGAUCCAGCCAUGGUGUGAGCUGUUUGCUGGACCGUCUCCAUCUUCCAAGUCAAUUCUGCUCGACUACACCACCCCGUUUCAAGCCGUAAGCAUCACGAAAGCUCUGAAGCACCGCCAUUACUCCGUUGCCUCGACGAUCGCUGCGUUUUUCCUCCUCAAAUUGGUUAUUCUUAUCUCAACUACGCUCUUUGUCAUGAGGGAACCCUACCUCACUGCCCUUGACUUCAAUGCAUUUGCCGAGGUCCUAUGGAACACUCUAGAGCUACCCGCUAAUUCUCUCGUGGUUGUGGACAAGGUUCCUACUCUCAAAGCAGCAGCCGAUCCCGCAAGAGGACCCGUACCUGGGGCUGAGGCUGUGCUUUUUCAGCUCAUGUAUACACAGCUGGGGCAACCAACCAAUCUAGAGAUCCUCUACGAAAGAGCAACUCUUAAGAAUGCCAGCAUCUCAGUCUUGGAGGGCGUCGCUAGAGAGUUUGCCCGGCAAUCACUCCUUAUCCCAAAAGCGCGAGUGGCUAACGUUGGGGGUAUGAAGACUGAGAAUCGACUGUAUAUGAGGCGCCUGGCAGUCUGGAUCAUGGCAGGAUGUUUUUGUCUAUUGGCCAUAAUUUGCCUGCUAUUGUUUUGGUUGGCUCGUCCUGUUUCCCGGAUCCCUGUCAUUUCGGCCUCUAUCACCGGCCAUGCGGCUAUACUCGCCAACAGUCCGGACGUACAGGCUGCCCUGGCUGGUACUGGGCAUCUGUCUGAGUCUGAGUUGAACAAAAAACUCUCAGGAUUAGAGUUUUCCGCUGUCAAGAACCAAUCUGGAUGCUUGCGGCUCCGUAUUGAUACGGCAUCUGCAUCCUUCAGUCCUCCAUCCUGCCCGCAGCCAAAGGCCAAGUUGAAGAAACACCGCUGGCUUCCCCUCGCUGUUCGUCUACCAGUCAUUGGAAUCACCUUUACUGCACCGUUUGUUCUGAUCGGGAUUAUCGGGUUUCUACACCGAUUUAUGAGAGACAAGGAUCAUCUCUUAGCAGUCGGUGCCAAAGACUCCGUCGCCUCAUCGUACAUCAUCCGGCUCGUAUCUACCUUGGUGGUCUUUGGUCUGGCCACGAUGAUCAAUAAUCUCGACUUCACCAUUGUUACUUUUGCACCCUACUCGAGCCUUCGAUCAGGAAGUGUCUCAGCAGAACGCAGUAUUCUAUUUCAUCUGCUCUCGGUAAAUCCCUUCCUAGUUCUAUUCAAAACACUUCAGCAUGGCCAAUUUGGGGCGACGGCAUCCAAUGCUGCAACUCUUAUCGCUGGGGUUUUGACAAUCAUCGUGUCUGGUCUUUGGGUGCCUAUGGACUCUCGUGUUGUCGACCAACCCACAACAGCCUCUGUUGGCAAUUGGGAUAUGGCUUGGAAUUGGGCUGAACUUGAUUCGGAAUGCGGUGCUGUCACACCCGCUACAAUCUGGGAAGAUCUUGUAGUACCUCGGGUCUCUCUCGCACCCAAUGGAACAUACGAGGCUUAUCGUCAAGUCAGUAGUACCUUUGAUGUGCUUGCUCUUCAGCCGGUCCUCAACUGCACCGUGCUACCGCAAAGAGCCAUUUCCGCGCCUUCUUGGAACUACCAGGUAGAACGCGGUAGAAUGGGCCAGUUUGUUCCGAUACCAGGGACGAUGGUUAUGGUGAAUCCUCCAGGGAUCAAGCCAAAAUGCUCUUUCACACCACCAAACAACAGCUUCGCGGACUUCAGGUUCAGUAACACAUAUGAAACCCAGAACAGGAUAUGGGUCGGACAGUACAUCGACCUUAACAACUCGACCGCUGGUCUAGUCAACAAUAACUGUCCGUCGAUCGGCAUGUUCUUCGGUCUCGUCAACAACACCCAGACUGAUGGGAGGAAUCUGACAGGUCUAUUAUGUAGCCAGGGGAUCAACCAAGUUCCGGUGACCAUCAAGUACCAAGGCGAUCCGGCCCUUGGAAAAAUCAGUAGCCUUCAGUUGCGAGGCCAGCCACAAGCUUUCGAGAACAAGACCAGCGGUUCCCAUACUCUGGGCCAUAAACUCCAGGAAUUCAUAGGAUCAACGUUCCUCAACUUCGCCAGAAACGACCCAGAGUACCAAUACGACAACUUUUUCAACCAACUAGUCAUGCGCCCUGAUGGAUACUCGCGAGAAGACCUCCUCGGUCCCAAUAAUGCCAACAAGUUGAUUAGAGCCGUUACGGGGGACUACUGCGAGUACAUGAGGCACAUCAUCGACCGCAAUCUUCGAGCAAGCAACACAACCUCUCGAACCAACUUGUUGAGUGCCACAGAUGGCAAUUCGACAACAUCAUCUGACACAAUGACGAUUGGCUCGUACACGGCGGAGGUGACACACCUUGUCAUCGACGGUACCUCGAAACUUAUCCUUCAGGUUCUCUUUGCCGCCAUGACCGGGCUUAGUCUUCUAGGCUUUCUUCUAGUCAAGAUACGUGGAACUUUGCCAAGGGAUCCAUGUAGUAUUGGAAGCAUAAUGACUCUACUGGCCCACUCGCAAUUAUGUGACAGGGAACUCGGGGUCAUCCCUCAGAAUGCAGAGCAUAUGAGCGAAAGCCAGCUGAGGCAAGCAUUUGAUGGGUGGGUGUUUAGCCUGGGAUGGUGGCAUCGCGAUACGCAAGGUGAAAAUGAGGCCUCAGCAGAGGUAUAUGACUCAAGUUCCUCGGGGAAUGCUUUGAGCAGCGUGAGUUUGAAAGCAGGUCAAAGCGAGAAGCGAUUUGGUAUUGACAUUGGGAGAGACAGCUGUUGA
Fusarium vanettenii 77-13-4 is the source of this 2916-nucleotide messenger RNA. RefSeq lists its product as uncharacterized. Bases 1 to 2916 code for a protein of 971 amino acids. Lineage: Eukaryota; Fungi; Ascomycota; Sordariomycetes; Hypocreales; Nectriaceae. The transcript has 3 exons. The record is from RefSeq and is a predicted model, not a curated record.